This is a messenger RNA of Ixodes scapularis (black-legged tick), 1170 nucleotides long. RefSeq lists its product as uncharacterized. NCBI's taxonomy places the organism in Eukaryota, Metazoa, Arthropoda, Arachnida, Ixodida, Ixodidae. The transcript is spliced from 2 exons. The record is from RefSeq and is a predicted model, not a curated record. The annotation marks the transcript as partial.
UCACCUUCAUAUCGCUCGCGGGUGUACACGCCAUGCUUAGUGUUAAAGCAGUGCUACAGUUUGGGCUGCAGAGUUACGCGUUUCUAUAUUCGCGCAUUUGUUCUCACCGUCUGCUCAUCGAGCGUCUUCCAGACCCUAACGACGGGGACAUGGCGUUCAGGGGGCGACUGCGCAGUCGACGAGUCUGGCCCCUUCCGGCACAACUUCGACAGCUGCGUGCACUGCGACUGGAUCUGGAAGAGUGACGCCUGCGACGCCUUCUACCGAGAGCUCGCCACGGCCAACGUGGAGAGCAUCACGUACGAACUGGCAUCGCAUCCCAAUCCGGGUCUGUUCAGCAAGUUCUUCGGCGAGAAGGGCUACCAGCGGGGCAAGGCCGUCGUCGCGCAACUGCCUACCUCUAAGACGGACGGGUCCACCAAGCCACCUCGCGGGUGGUCGUCCGAAACCGACUGGCGACGCCGCAUCUCGGGUGUGGCCGACGUCGAGAAACAGUCCCGCAAGUCCACCAAACUCGUGAUGGCACAGCGAGCCGUCAGCCGCCUCCGCCACUGGACGUCCGGGCACCAGGCCACCGACAAGACGACGACGCCAGCGCGGAAAGACGACGAGGACGACGCCAGGAGCGUCGAGGAGUCCACGACCCUCCUCGACAAGGACACCUCCGAAGAUGCCUCCACGGGGUCGUCCGUCACGAAGACGUCGUCGUCGGCGGGCGACCUCCUCAAGAAGGUUUCACCGUCGAGCCUCAAAGCUUCGAGGAAGGCACGGUCGACCCUGUCCGUGGUAGUCAACACCGCGGGAAAUACCAGGGCUUCCGGCGACUUCUGCAGCAAAGCGGGGGUGAUACGGUUCAAUGGCGGCCCUGGCGGGAGUCUCAAGCCCGCUGGAAAGAUCAUGGCGGGCACGGGUUCAGACGACACGUGGCCGGAGAAGAAGGUACAUCAGGCUGAGUGCACUCAGAGGUCCAUCGAUGGGUUCUUCAAGCGCUUCGUUCGAAAGAAGUAGGAACCGAGAUCCACUCGAUCUCACAAAAAAGAGCGGGUUAGGAUUUCUUGGAGGACGGUGGACGGUGCGGCAAUGGGAAGGCUUGUAGCACGCGCUCGCUGGUGAAUCGGCGCACUUCUUUUUAACCUUUAUUUCAUUUUAUUGUUUAAAAUAAAAGGGCGC